AUGGCGGUGGCAAUGGCAGUAAUGGUGAUGAUGCUGGUAGUGGUUGUGGUGGUGGUGACGGUGGAGCUAAUAGUGAGGGUGGUAGUGGUGGUGGAGGUGGGGGUAAGGGUGGUGGAGGAGGUAGUCGUGACAAUGAUGGUGAUGGUGCUGGCGGGAGUGGUGGUGGGGCUAGUAGUAAGGGCACGAUGGGCAGCGGUGGUGGUGGUACUAGUGGUUCUAGGGGGUGGCGACGAUUGCAGUGGUAGUGGCGGCGACAAUGAUGACUAUGGUGGUGGUGGUGGUGGUGGUGGUGAUGGCGGCGGCGACUAUAGUGUUAGUCACGAUAAAAUGGUGGUAAUAGAACUGGUGAAAUUAUAUCUUGAGAAUAAAAAAUAA
Molecule: messenger RNA, 375 nt
Organism: Prunus persica (peach)
Lineage: Eukaryota; Viridiplantae; Streptophyta; Magnoliopsida; Rosales; Rosaceae
Exons: 1
Coding region: 1-375 (124 amino acids)
Source: RefSeq, a predicted model, not a curated record